This is a messenger RNA of Aspergillus saccharolyticus JOP 1030-1, 1303 nucleotides long. Its product is annotated as WSC domain-containing protein. Lineage: Eukaryota; Fungi; Ascomycota; Eurotiomycetes; Eurotiales; Aspergillaceae. The record is from RefSeq and is a predicted model, not a curated record. Bases 1 to 948 code for a protein of 315 amino acids. The transcript is spliced from 3 exons.
AUGCGGGCUCAAUUGGUGCUCCCGUCACUGCUCGGGGCAAUCAUUCUACUCGCUUGGCCAGUGUCGGUUUCCUCGUCCAUCACCUACUGUUCGUCCGUGAAUACCGGGUCUUCCCAAGCCGCAAAUGAGAGUACCUUUCAAUCCAAUGGGCUUUGCGAGGAUCACUGCAGCACCUAUGCAUUUGGAAUUCUGCAGGGCUAUGACUGUUGGUGUUCGAACAUUGCUCCCAAUUCUGCCACCAACGUGAACAACUCGAAAUGCAGCCAAGAUUGCCCUGGAUAUCCAGAUGAUAGCUGUGGAAGCACGACCAAGGGCCUGUAUGCCUACGUUGAAGUAGUGGGCAACCAGCCGUCGGGCACUGCAACUGUCUCUUCAACUUCAACCACAUCCACUUCGUCGUCGUCUACAACCACGUCGGAAGCUACCACGACCACUGGUCAGACGGUCUCGACCGAGACCAAUGCUGGGGGUGCGGUCAAGACAGUCUUUGUUGGAGGAGGCCAGGCGACUGCGACGUCGUCCAGUACCAGUACUUCGUCCAAAUCCACUAGUAGCUCGGGCAUGAAUGCGGGCACGAUUGCUGGGAUCGUGGUGGGGUCCAUUGGUGGCGCCCUCGCAAUCAUUGCUUUGAUAUUCGUUCUCUUCUUCGCGAAGCGCAAGCAGCGUGCGAGCAGCCCUGAUCCAAGUGUACAGAACAUCCUACUGGACGGAAGACAAAGCAAAGGCUCACAGAUGAGUUUCAUGAAGGGCAUGUUUUCCGAUAACCAUAGUCAUACUCUCUCGGCCGGAUCGUCGAUCGCCGCUCACCGUUUGCCGACCUUUACGGACAACCGCAUGAAGACAGAUACUGUUCUCUUUGCCAAUGGUCGUCGCGACAGCGAUGCGUCACUCCAGGACAACGAGGACUAUUCUCGUCCCGUGUUGCGGGUCAGUCAUGUGCCAUUUUGAUUGUAUGCUGUGUCCCAGGCUAACGAAGAUCACCAGCUCACGAACCCGGACUAAGGAAUGAAUCCGGCAAACCGAUCUCCUUGCUUGUCUUUUGUUUUACUGCAUGUGUCCUCUCCUAUGUCUAUCUCGAUUUGCGUGUUUCGGCGAAAACAGCGGUGUUAUGAUACCCAUUUGUCACAUAAUCCUCUCGACUUUCACAUUUUAUUCGACUGCCUUGGGAGAUGAUGAGUUCGAGCUGUGAGCGACGCGACUCGACCCCGGCCCACACCACACCGAACCGCCGCCACUAACCAACCACCAAACCAACCAACCAAACCACACACCACCACCCGGUCCCAUCAUCAUCCUCGCAAUU